Aspergillus tanneri is the source of this 555-nucleotide messenger RNA. RefSeq lists its product as uncharacterized. The transcript has 2 exons. Gene Ontology annotation, molecular function: protein binding. The record is from RefSeq and is a predicted model, not a curated record. The coding region runs from base 1 to 555 and encodes 184 amino acids. Lineage: Eukaryota; Fungi; Ascomycota; Eurotiomycetes; Eurotiales; Aspergillaceae.
AUGACGACACUUGCCUUGGGUGAAGAACCCAACACCCUCUGUGAAUUCGACCUCAUGCGUUUACCAACAGAGCUUCAUUUGCACAUAUCUUCGUAUCUCUCAUAUCCCGAUGCCCUGGCACUAAAACAUACCUGCCACCACUUCUAUACCCUUGUUUACACUGGAGUUCAUCUGAAAGUCGACUGGCUGGUAGAGCGCUUCGAGCGAAAGCUGGAAUGCCCGAUGGAGAAAUGCUCCUUCCGGACGGAUGAGUCGUUCUGCAACUGGAGGAUACGGCGGAUUAUGGAGCGCAGACGGCGGCAUCUCGAAUGUCCGCGAGAAAGAGGCGGUUGUUUGGUGAUUCAGGGCAGGACGUGCCAGGUAGACCUUGUUCCCGCCUGGUUGAAAAGACAAGGCCGUCUGGAACUUGUGCAGUCCGUUGGAUACGAAGUGUUCAUCCACGGGCUGAUUUUUCUAUGUGUCUAUUUCUUGUGGAAUCUCGGUGUGCGCUACCUAGGAGUACCUGUCACGGAUGACAUUAUGAAUCCUCCAAUCAGCGCAGAUUACACAUACUAA